Molecule: messenger RNA, 2685 nt
Organism: Saccoglossus kowalevskii
Lineage: Eukaryota; Metazoa; Hemichordata; Enteropneusta; Harrimaniidae
Product: RING finger protein nhl-1-like
Biological process (GO): protein polyubiquitination; proteasome-mediated ubiquitin-dependent protein catabolic process
Molecular function (GO): ubiquitin protein ligase activity; protein binding; metal ion binding
Source: RefSeq, a predicted model, not a curated record
CUCCGUGCGUGUUACGAGUUUUGGCAAAUGAUUGAAAUUGAUAACUUGUGCGAGUAAAUCUACAAAACCAUGGCCGUACAAAUCGAGGAAUUGCUGAACUGUGCUGUGUGUCUUGAGAGAUACAACAGACCAAAGAUACUGCCAUGUCAGCACACAUUUUGCCAAAGUCCAUGCUUAGAAAACCUUAUUGACAUCCGUGUACGAAAACUUAAAUGUCCAGAAUGCCGCAUGGAACACAGAGUUCCUGGCAACGGUGUUCGAGGCUUUCCAAACAAUGUGACAAUAAGUAGAUUUCUAGACAUCCCCGCUGAGGCUCUAAGUAGUACUAUAAACGGUGGACGAAACAUGCAAGGUGGUGGGAAUUUUCACCAGUGUGGCACAUGUCAAAUAGGGCUCCAAGAUGGUACCACGUCGCAGUGUACACACUGCAAAAGAAACUUUUGUGAAAAUUGUAAACCUGGUCAUGCAAAUGAAGUCAAGUUGGACAUUGGACGGUUUAUAAACCAGCUGAGGAGGAAUACGCCUAAACUUUCAGAUGGAUUAACCAUGGUUGAACAGAGGAGGAGCAGGCUGGGCCAGCACUGUGAGACUGUCAAAGCUGAAAUUCAAGGUCAAGUUGAGAGAAUUGUGAAGGAGCUGAGAAACAGGGAGCAAAUGCUUCUCAGUGAAGUUGAAAUGUUUUUAUUAUCCGAGUCUAGAUCAUUGAAUAUUCAGAAGGAAAGUUUAGAAGUUGAUUUAGUUAGUAUCAGUAGUCAUUGUGAUGCCACUGAGAGACAUUUGAACAAUGCGCCAGAAGACAUCGGCCUCCAUGAGUUAAGCACUCUGUUUUUGCAGAGCAUGGAUUACAUACAAAAGUUAAGAAAUUUAGAAGUGAAUCCCGCCGUUAACCAAGACAAGAAAGUUAAAUUUUCAGAGACAAAUAGGCAUGAACUUUUCUCAAGCGUGAUGUCUUAUGGUGAAGUCAGUGUAUCUGACCAGAGCAACCAAUCAAAUUCUAGGCCAAACUCGAGGGGAUUGGGUUUGUCAAGACAUACACCACCCCUUCCAUCGAGCAGUGACUAUAUCAGCUUACAAAUCAAUCAUGCGAAUAAUGCAAUGUAUGGAAACCAUCGGGGGAUUGACCUGGAAUCAUCUCAUACAUCCCCUCUCGGCCGCCGAUCGUCGGCGAAUGAUGUUCGAAAUCCCAGCUUGAUGUUCAGGGAUAUGGAAGAUCUUGGUGGAAGUAUCAAUAUACCACAAGUUAGUAGGAGUGCAGGAGGAAUUGGUAGGGGUAGAAAUAGGAGACGACAGUGGGACAGGCCAAUCAUGGGCACUGGAGCAUCAAACGAUUUAGUAAGGAUCUCUGAAGCCAAUGACAAUCAACUGGAUUUCCGAAAUCCAGCUGGUAAUUCGACAAUUGGUGAAAGAACAAGAAACAGAACAAGGGACUUCCAUGGAGAAGGACACAUUUCACUCAUUCCAGCUGCAAAUCACGGUGUUCGAAGCAAUAGCGGGAGACUAGAAGAUUCCCCAGUUGGAUCAACUGAAGGGCAUAUUUCACUUAUUCCUACAUCAACCAGUAAUUCCAGAAGUCCUGUUGUGAAUGGAACAGGUAAUGAUCAUUCUACUGAACGUCCUAGAACAAGAACAAUGAUGCAAGAACAUGCCCUGACUGUUAGUACUGAAUUCAGAAAUCCUGCUGGUAAUUUAACAAUUGGUCCCAGACCAAGGCCGCGUAGAUUUGAUAUACGGUUGGAUGAUAAUAGUGAUGAAUUCAUUAUAGUUGAGGACAAUGAUAGUGCUGCUGUUACCACAGGUCGGAGAGAAAAUACAAAUGAACCCCGACCCUUUGUCAAUUACAAUCAAAAAGGACGAUCUCGUUUACGAUUUGGCAAAAAAGGCACGACUGAUGCUUGUUUCUCAUGGCCAAGGGGAGUUGCUACACUUCCCGAUAAUCAGAUUGUAGUCGCUGAUAGUAGCAACCAUCGAGUGCAGGUGUUUGAUGAAUUUGGCCAAUUUUUAUGCUGUUUUGGUACUCAUGGGACAGGGGAUGGGCAGUUUGACUGCCUGGCUGGUGUAUGUACAAACUCAAGAGUUCAAAUCAUAAUAGCUGAUAGAUACAAUCACCGUAUUCAGGUUAUAGAACCUAGUGGUAGGUUUGUGUGUAAGUUUGGUCAGGAAGGUAGCGAAGAUGGAAAGUUGAAUUAUCCAUGGGGAGUAGCCUGUGAUAGGGCCGAUAAUAUUUAUGUAUGUGAUAGAGAUAAUCAUAGAAUCCAGGUGUUCACGGUUAGUGGUACAUUUAUCAGAAAGUUUGGUCGAUUAGGUCACUCCGCAGGCCAGUUGGAAAGCCCACAUUAUGUGGCAAUCCAUGAUGAUAAAGUUUUUGUCAGUGAUAGUGGAAACCACUGUGUCCAGGUCUUCAAUCUUGAUGGCCAGUUCCAGUGGAAAUUUGGUCAAGAGGGCAGUAAUUACGGCCAGUUCAAGUAUCCCCGAGGAAUAGUAACAGAUCCACAUGGGUAUGUCCUCGUCGGUGAUAGCGGAAACAACAGAAUCCAGGUGUUUCGUCCAUCUGGUACCUACAUGGCAUGUUUCGGUACUUUUGGUGCUGGGAAUGGCCAGCUAAAGGGCGUUGAAGGUGUUGCAAUGAUGUCUAAUGGAAAUAUUGUUGUGAGUGAUAGAGAGAACCACAGAAUCCAUGUUUUUUAG